AUGGCGAAUGCAGCGGCAAAAAAGGCAGCUAUUGCCCGAAAGGAAGCCGCCAAUACAUACUUGCCAAUCCUGGCUGGCAUCAACAUUGUCUACAUCCUCUUGUGUUUGGGUGCACAGCUGGAUCUUACAUUCUGGAACAUAGCGGGGAUGAUAUCGGUCUGGGGACUCGAAUUCUUUGCCUACACGGGGAUUUUGAACAAUGCCGAGAAUCGAAAUCCAAACGACAAAUCACUGGUGGGAGGAUCAUCUCUGGAUCUGCUUGGUAUGACGGUCGUCAUCCAGUAUGGAGCCGUCCUUUGGAGUCCCCGAUUUUAUUGGAUGUUGGUGCUCGUCCCAAUAUGGGGCGCUUGGACCCUCUACUCUACCUUUCGAGGUGGUGAUGGAGUCGGGGCUUCCAAGGGUGCAAAGUCGUCCACAGAACCAGCCGAAGAGGACCCAGCAUUGGCUGAUAGACGACAAAAGCGAUCCGAGAGAAGGAGACAAAAAAGAGCAUAG
This is a messenger RNA of Seminavis robusta, 495 nucleotides long. The record is from the annotation of a GenBank genome assembly. NCBI's taxonomy places the organism in Eukaryota, Bacillariophyta, Bacillariophyceae, Naviculales, Naviculaceae.